Messenger RNA from Brenthis ino (lesser marbled fritillary), 2613 nucleotides. The record is from the annotation of a GenBank genome assembly. Lineage: Eukaryota; Metazoa; Arthropoda; Insecta; Lepidoptera; Nymphalidae.
AUGGAAGAAAUAAACGGCGAGCUUUUUGGGGAUGGUCUUGUUAGUCUUGGUGAUGAGGGUUCAUUGGAGUCUACUGAUAAUGGUAAACAGGAACAAAAUUGUAAAAUUUGCGACAAUAAAUUAUGCAGUCCACGUGUGUUGUCAUGCCUUCAUGUAUUCUGUGAAGCAUGCAUUGACAAAUUGAUGGUAAAUGAAGCUGGGGAUUCACUUAAAUAUGAUUUGGCUGUUGAAUGUCCUCUGUGCAAACAAGAAACUAAGGUGAUGCCUGGAGGUGGAGCUGCAUCACUUCCAUCGGACUAUGUCCUCACCAACAUCUUGGAUGUCUCCUCCAUGGAUCAAUCUGUUGUUUGCACUUGUUGUAAGAGCAAGGAACCUGCUGUCGCUAGAUGCACAGAUUGUUCUCACUUCUUAUGUUCUAAUUGUAACUCGGCCCACGAGUUUAUGAGGUGUUUUGAAAACCAUCGCGUCGUUCCAUUUGAUGCUCUACGAUCUUCCAAGGAGAAAGCCGCUGUGCAUAAACCAAUUUUUUGCACUCGUCACGUAGGAGAAAGUCUCAAGUUUUACUGUUGCGAGUGCGAGGUUGGGGCUUGCACAGAAUGUCUAACUGUCGACCAUAAAGUCGGAGAGCACCGUUGCGAGCGCAUAGUUGAUGCUGAACCAAAUUUGCGAGCAGAGCUAAGAAAUUUCAUUGUAGAAGCCAACGCUAGGGCGGUGGCCGCUGGGAGUGCGUCGGCCAGGCUUGAUGACGCUCUGGGUGAUCUACAACGGCAAAGAGACGAUGCUGAAAACGUCGUUAAUGAAGCAUUCCAUGCUUACAAAGCGGCUCUCGAAAGACGUCGUGAGAAAGCCUUAGAAGAACUAGAAAGGUUGCACAAAGAAAGAGAGCUGAAAGUAAUGGAUUUGUUCGAUCGCGUUGAUAAAACUGUCCAGCGCAUAGAUUGCGCUUGUAAAUUUGCCGCGAGACUCCUUCGCCGGGGAGAUGGUACUGAGAUCGUAAUGCUGAAGAAAACAGUUGCUUCCCAAUUUGCACGACUCUUAGAAGGAGCUCCUGAAUUCGAUGUCGACUAUUCAUUGGAGUUUGUCACGAAAAUGGAAAAGUUUGAUUCGAUAGCCGAGGAAACAUUUGGGGUGUUUCGCACUGAAGCAACCCGAGCUGAAGAGAGGAAGCGAGCUAGUGAAUCAUCUGCUAUCGUUUCUGUGGCAUCGAAUUCUCAUUCACCGGCUGUCUCAGUAACUAAUGCGCCGGUUUUCGAUGACUUUCCACUGGGUAAUGUACGUCGAGUUACUGGCGUGACAGGGGUUGGCAGUAUAGUGGGAGUGCCAGUUGGGGGUGUGCCAGCUAUUGGCGUGCCAGGAGUUGGUGCAGUUGGUGCAGUGAGCAACACAAGUGUGAUCCCUGGUGUAGUGAAUGUGAACAAUGUUCCCGGAGUGGGAGCGGUUACCGGUGUGGGGGGAGUACCAACUUUGCCAUCUAUGGUGGAAUAUAAUUUGCAACAGUUGGCCAGUAUUGCGGAGAAGGAAGUACCACCGCCACCACACGCCUCGCCAGCUCCUCCAUUUACUCUUGCUGAACUACUUGCCGGAGAUUUGAAUUCGCCUCAAGCAUACAACAACUUGCAGGCUCUUGCCAAACUCGGAUUAAAUACUGAAGUAAACGGAUUCGGCGGUGUAGGUGGUAUUGGCGGUGUGGGGCCUCGAGGGGUUUCCCCCGGCCGGCCUCUGCUAACGCCAGCUGAAGAAGCCGCUCUGGUAGCACCCCCGGCACCACUAGUGAGGGCCACCAAAGCCACGCCAAUGCAUAUUAGGUUCAAGUUCGGCCAGCUGGGUGGUGGCAAGGGACAGUUCAACUCUCCCCAUGGAUUCUGCCUCGGCAAUGAUGAAGACAUCAUUGUCGCUGAUACCAAUAAUCAUCGCAUCACGGUAUUCGAUAAGUCCGGUACUCAUAAAUUCAAUUUCGGCGUGGCGGGUAAAGAAGAGGGUCAGCUGUGGUACCCCCGCAAAGUGGCGGUGGUGCGCGCCACCGGCAAGUUCGUGGUGUGCGACCGCGGCAACGAGCGGUCGCGCAUGCAAAUAUUCACCAAGAACGGACAUUUCUUGAAGAAGAUCGCUGUUCGAUUCAUCGACAUAGUCGCGGGGCUGGCCGUGACCGCGGAAGGCCUCAUCGUGGCGGUGGACAGCGUCACGCCCACGGUCUUUAUACUGUCUGAAGAGGGCGACCUCAUGAGUUGGUUCGACUGCAGCGAGUGCAUGCGGGAGCCUUCGGAUAUCGCCAUCAGUGGCAAAGAAUUCUACGUGUGCGAUUUCAAGGGUCACUGCGUGGUCGUGUUCGACGACGAGGGCCGGUUCCUGCGUCGCAUCGGGUGCGAGAACGUGACCAACUUCCCCAACGGCAUCGACGUGUCGGACGCCGGCGACGUGCUCAUCGGGGACUCCCACGGGAAUAAGUUCCACGUGGCCGUGUUCACGCGGGAUGGCGUGCUCGUCACUGAGUUUGAGUGCCCCUAUGUAAAGGUGUCUCGCUGCUGCGGUCUGAAGAUAACGUCAGAAGGUUACAUCGUCACUCUGGCUAAGAAUAAUCACCAUGUUCUAGUCCUCAACACCCUAUACAUUGUC